This is a messenger RNA of Acinonyx jubatus (cheetah), 963 nucleotides long. RefSeq names its product ankyrin repeat domain-containing protein 26-like. The transcript is spliced from 5 exons. Bases 16 to 948 code for a protein of 310 amino acids. The record is from RefSeq and is a predicted model, not a curated record. NCBI's taxonomy places the organism in Eukaryota, Metazoa, Chordata, Mammalia, Carnivora, Felidae.
UAUAGUGUUUUAUUCAUGCAGGCUGAUGUCCUUACAACAGAACUGGAAACUACAUCUUCAAAAUGUCUACACCUGGAUGCAAAAAAUCAAAUUCUUCAACAAGAGUUAUUAUCAAUGAAAGCUUUCGAAGAAGAACGUGAAAAAGUAGAGAGCAAUAACAAGAAGUUACAACGAGAAGUAGUAAAAUUGAAACAAUUUAUGGAAAUGAAUAUGGUAGAGCGCAGUCAAGUGGAACAGUAUAAACGGGAGAUUGAAGAAAGAGCACGACUGGACAUAGUACAAAAAUUACACGAAGUCAACCUGUUUUUACAGGCACAAGCAGCAGCUCAAGAAAACUUGGACCAGGUAAGAGAAAAUGCUCAUGCUUCAACGAGAAGUCAAAUGGAACUUAGAAUUAAAGAUCUGGAAUCUCAGGUCUCUACAAUGAAGACGUCUCAAGAAGAUUCUACUAAAACAGAGUUGGAAACCUACAGGCAACUCUACCUAGAAGAAUUAAAAGUUACAAAGUCCUUGAGAAAUGAGCUGUACAGGACUAAUGAGAGACUGUCAAAGAGCAAUACAAAACUUCUUGCAGAGAGACAGCAGCAUCAAACUUCACUCAGGACUCUUACUAUGAGCCCAGGCCUGGAAACACCUUAUUGUGGACAUUUUGAAAAUAAUUCAGUGCUCAAUGGAAACCUUACUCCAAGAGGAAACUUAGUGAUUCCUACCUUAAACCCACGGCCGUCAUAUGACUACUGGGAGACUUCCUUGUGGAAGAUGCAGCGGGAGUUGGAGAAAGGAGUAACCAGAGCACCAGAAGAAGCUGCUACUGAAUUUGAACGAGGAUCCUGUAGAACUCCUUUAGUAUCUACUGAUGAUUCAAUUCUAAAUCAAGAUCCAGUAUGCAAAGUGUCACGAGAAUAUGCAGAUUUUGAACAAAAAUUAUCUGAUUUGAAAAAUAAAUAGAAAAAAAAUUUACUG